AUCGCGCCGCCGGCGUGCAAGAUGGCGGUGAAGAAAGACAAGAAGCCUAAGAAGUCAACCUGGAAGUUUAAUUUGGACCUUACUCAUCCAGUAGAAGAUGGAAUUUUUGAUUCUGGAAAUUUUGAACAGUUUCUACGGGAGAAGGUUAAAGUGAAUGGAAAAACUGGAAAUCUUGGGAAUGUCGUUCACGUUGAACGCUUCAAGAAUAAAAUCACAGUUGUUUCUGAGAAACAGUUCUCUAAAAGGUAUUUGAAACACCUUCCCAAGAAAUACCUUCAAAAGAACAAUCUUCGUGAUUGGCUCCAUGUGGUCGCAUCCGACAAGGAGACUGAUGAACUUCGUUACUUCCAGAUUAGUCAAGAUGAAGAUGGAUCCGAGUCUGAGGACUAG
This is a messenger RNA of Delphinapterus leucas (beluga whale), 390 nucleotides long. The record is from RefSeq and is a predicted model, not a curated record. NCBI's taxonomy places the organism in Eukaryota, Metazoa, Chordata, Mammalia, Artiodactyla, Monodontidae.